AUGGCUUUGAGAGUUACUAUCGAGCAAGACGUUUUAUGGAAUGCCGUAAAAGAUUUAUCAUACACCAGUUUGAAAGUUGGCGGGGUGAUAUCUGCUACGAUUGGACCCAGGACGAUUUAUGUUGUAACAGAUCCUGACGAUUGUUUGACUGUAGCCAACGCCUGUUUACAAAAGGACAACUUCUAUAAUUUCGCUAAACCCUGGCUCGGAGAAGGCUUAGUCACUGGAACGUUGUCAAUAUGGAGGCAUCAUCGGAAGUUGCUGAACCCAGCGUUCAGUCAACUAGUACUGGACGGUUUCCAGGGAGUUUUUAAUAGUCAAUCUCGUCGCCUGGUCAGAGAUAUGGAGUCGGAGGCAGGGAAGGGACCUUUCGAUCACUGGGCAUACACACGUAGGAAUGCUUUGGAGACAAUUUGCUUGACCGCUCUCGGGGUUGACUUCUGCGAGAACAGCGUACUGAACAGUCAGUAUGAGCACGCGGCGGAGCAGAUGUUCAACGUGCUGGUGGAGAGGUUCCAGAAGUUUUGGUUGCACAGUGACUUUAUUUACAACUGGUCUAAACUCAAGAAGAAACAGGAAAGUUGUCUGGAAAUACUCCAUAACAUGUCAAACACGGUUCUAAAAACACGUAAAGCUUCAUACUUGGAAAAUAAGAGGAACGGAUUAGAAGCAUCUACGGGAACAAAAUUCAAGGCGUUUUUGGAUCUUUUACUAGAAUUAUCGAUAGAGAAAGGAGCAUUUAACGAUUUAGAGAUAAGAGAACAAGUCGACACUAUGAUAGUGGGGGGUCACGACACCUCGGCUAAUGUUCUUAUGUUUACAUUAGUUAUGAUAGGAUCAUAUCCGAAUGUGCAGGAGCGAAUAUUUGAAGAACUAAAUGAUAUAUUCGGCAACGAAGACAGAGAUGUAACGAAGCAAGAUUUAUCACAGCUUGUAUAUUUGGAGGCUGUUCUAAAGGAAACAAUGCGCGUAUACCCUAUAGUGCCAGUGACCGCCAGGUGGUUGGAUAGGAAUGUCAAACUGAAGAACUAUACUUUAACUGGUGGCCGGACGUGCUUCAUGUUUGUGUACGGCGUGCAUAGACACGCGCUGUGGGGGCCAGACGCCGAGGAGUUCAAGCCGGAGCGAUGGCUGGACGCGGCCACUCUGCCGCACUGCCCCAAUGCGUUUGCCGCAUUUAAUAUAGGCAGAAGGAUCUGUAUUGGUAAAACAUAUGCCUAUUCAUCAAUGAAGACAACACUGGCUCAUCUAUUACGUCACUACCGAGUACAAGCCGACCACAAUAAGAUGAUAUUGAAAAUUGACGUUAUGCUAAAACCUGAAUGCGGUCACUACAUAUCAAUAGAGAAGAGAUGAAACGUCAAAAACUGAAGUAACAUAAUAUAAAAUCUUUAAAUUCCAAAGACAUUUAAGAAAUAUAGACCAGACAUAGGGAAUAACAUUUUCACCGGUAGCUUCUUUGAAAAGUACUAUGUUAUAGUUUAAAUAAGAUAGAUUAGUUUGAUAAAUGACGCAUAUGAAGUAUCGAAUUAAUUUUGUAUGAAUGCCGUACUUAAUAGACAGGUAUCGUAGUGACGAGACAAACACGCAGCGAACAAUUUUGAACUAUCGAUAUUCGGUUUAAAUAAUUAUCGAACUCAACUAAAAAUACUAUUUUAUUAUUAACUAAUUUUGAUGACAGUGCAGAGAAUCCGGCUACGUGUAGAGAAUACGUACGGCUGUGUUCAUAAUAAAAUUUAUUUACUCUCAUUAUUUGUAAUGGUUCUGCAGGUCAUUUAUUUGAGAAAACAGUGUAUUUUUUUUAAUUCAUAAGUUAUAACUAGGAAUC
Molecule: messenger RNA, 1828 nt
Organism: Papilio polytes (common Mormon)
Lineage: Eukaryota; Metazoa; Arthropoda; Insecta; Lepidoptera; Papilionidae
Product: cytochrome P450 4C1-like
Exons: 10
Coding region: 1-1356 (451 amino acids)
Molecular function (GO): monooxygenase activity; iron ion binding; heme binding
Source: RefSeq, a predicted model, not a curated record